Molecule: messenger RNA, 995 nt
Organism: Manis pentadactyla (Chinese pangolin)
Lineage: Eukaryota; Metazoa; Chordata; Mammalia; Pholidota; Manidae
Gene: PPIF
Product: peptidylprolyl isomerase F
Exons: 6
Coding region: 110-769 (219 amino acids)
Biological process (GO): cellular response to hydrogen peroxide; protein peptidyl-prolyl isomerization; protein folding
Cellular component (GO): mitochondrion
Molecular function (GO): peptidyl-prolyl cis-trans isomerase activity
Source: RefSeq, a predicted model, not a curated record
UAAAAGCGGCGACGCGCUUGUGCCCCAAACUCUGCCCUCCGGACUCGCGGGAUUCUCGCUGUCCUUCGUUUUUGCCCACACCGCUGGUCUCCCCAGACCCGCGCCUGCCAUGCUGGCGCUGCGGUGUGGCCCCCGCCUGCUCGGCCUGCUCCCGGUCCCGCGCUCCGCGGCGCGGCGCCUCCCCGCGGCCCGCGCCUGCAGCGGCGGCGGCACCCGCGACCCGUCCUCCUCUUCCGGGAACCCGCUAGUGUACCUGGACGUGGGCGCCGACGGGCAGCCGCUCGGCCGCGUGGUGCUCGAGCUAAAGGCAGAUGUCGUCCCAAAGACAGCAGAGAACUUCAGAGCCCUGUGUACUGGGGAGAAGGGCUUCGGCUACAAAGGCUCCACCUUCCACAGAGUGAUUCCGUCCUUCAUGUGCCAGCCCCAGUGGACAACCACUCAGAAGGUGCUCUGCUCUCAGGCAGGUGACUUCACCAACCACAAUGGCACGGGGGGGAAAUCCAUCUACGGAAGCCGCUUUCCUGAUGAGAACUUCACACUGAAGCAUGUGGGCCCAGGUGUCCUGUCCAUGGCAAAUGCGGGCCCCAACACUAAUGGGUCCCAGUUCUUCAUUUGCACCAUAAAGACGGAUUGGUUGGAUGGCAAGCAUGUUGUGUUUGGCCAUGUCAAAGAGGGCAUGGAUGUCGUGAAGAAAAUAGAAUCUUUUGGCUCCAAGAGUGGGAAGACGUCCAAGAAGAUCGUCAUCACAGACUGUGGCCAGUUGAGCUAACCCGCCGCGGCCAGGGUGCUAGACCAGUAGCAGCGGCAUGUGUGCUGACUCAGCCAGGGGGCUGCCUCAGGCUCCCAGCAGAGGUGCCCGAGAGAGUUGCCUGUGCCCACCCACUGUCACUGUGUGUGUUUGAGGAAGGCUCAGGAAUAUUGGACCUCCACAGGACCCACCAGACUGCUUCCCCAACAUCUGCCCUUCCUCACAGCCCCAUUUCUGGACAACUGAC